This is a messenger RNA of Lecanosticta acicola, 900 nucleotides long. The record is from the annotation of a GenBank genome assembly. Lineage: Eukaryota; Fungi; Ascomycota; Dothideomycetes; Mycosphaerellales; Mycosphaerellaceae.
AUGUCACUUGCGAUUCUGCCCUUGGCGGCGCCCAUGACUUGUAGUCAACACUCUGGUCCUGCACUUGUUCCGCCUUCUCCUGCCCCGUCCAAGCGACCCAAGCUAUCGCUGAAUACCACCGACGUCCCACUGUCUGUCUUCGGCAAAGCCUCCACCAGUCUCCGCUUGGACACUUUGAGUUGCACUUCUCCGACCUCGCGCAACACCUUCAGCAAUAGGAAUGCCUACACCUCCUUCCAACAACCGCCAUCCGACUCCUCCCAGCAGAAGCCCGUGCUAGCUCCACUAACAACAUCACCGACGUCGAUUGUAGAGGACGAGUGUGAACUUGCACAGGAUUCUAUCGCUUCGUCUGCCUCAACGUCGUCCAGCACUUCGAGUGAUUUCGAAUCGACAGAAGUGCCUUACAGAGUCGCUUUCAAUACCACAUCCAUCCUCCGGAACGGCCCUCUUCCUCGAAAAAGGGCUCGUACGUCAAACCUACCAAGUGAAAGGACCAUGUUCCCUCCAGCUAAGAAGGUGGCAUUCCGCUCGCCUCUAACCGAAGAGGUCAAGACGACCAAGUACAUCAUGAAGCACUCAGACAUCGAACCCUCCAACUCAUCUAUCUCGACGCUUGAACUGUCGCCACAACGGAACAACACCGAAUCGACAGAAGAAAUCAAGAAAGGCGAGCAGGAAGGAGCGCACAUGAAACGGAAGGGCAACGAGUAUCCACAUGCAGGCAACAAACGAGAGUCAUCGGAUGACGAAGAAAGCGAUGACUCUUGCCCCUCAACGCCCAUGCCAGGACGUGAGAAGCGGUCCAGAAUAUGGACAUGGACUCUUGGAUCGAUCGAUCCAUCUUCUAAGCGACAGCAGCCUUGCAACCAACCAGAGCAAGCCAAAGACAAGGCAUAG